ACAGACAGGCAGAUAGUGAAGAUGAUAAACGCUUGUGUGGCAGACCGAGAUCGCAAACUCCUCCAGUAUGACGCCAUGUUGGAUAAUCACGUGAUCGUGCGGAUCUUAAAGAGACACCGCACACUAUUCGCUUCACAGAUAGCAUGUGAGACGAGAGCAGGUGAAGACUCGCUUUCAAUCUCGGUUUAAAACAACACUUAAAUGCAGAAGGAUGUUUGAUAAGGGAACAUAUAUUGACAGCGACGUGAUUUAACAGCAAGUCUCGACCUACACAAAUAUUUUUUGCCAGUCAGCACUGAAUAUUCAAGGCAGCAGCUAUGUACGAGAACGUACCGACAGUGUCGGCUUCAGAUCGACAGCAGGUCCUUCAGGCCCUGGAGAGGUUGCAGUCCAAGCUCGUGCAGAGAGAUGAGUUGAGCCACAGCGACCGGCUCGGGAUGCUUAAGGAAGCCUUGCAGAGUCCUCUGUUUGGACAUAUACUCACCCUGCAGCACUCCGUCAAACAGCUUAAAGACCAGUUAAACAGCUUGCCACCAGACACCUGCAGUGAGUUCAAUUUUUCCAAAAAGGGUCAGUUGAUCGUCAGCGCCAGUCGCCCAUCCAGCAGUCUCGGUUCUGUGGUUUCCAACAGUACGAACUCCACAAAUGCGGCUGCGGAGCAGCUUCAGAGGUGGAUCAAUGUAGCCGCAAAGGGAAGGAAAGUCGAGUUAAUCAGCCUACAGAAGCCGUUGUCUGGAGGUCUGGGCUUCAGUGUGGUGGGCCUGAGACCCGAAGGGGUGGGUAGUCAUGGCGUCUUCGUCAGGCAGGUGCAACAAGGAAGCGUUGCAGACAGGGAUGGACGUCUGCAGGAGAACGAUCAGAUUCUAGCGAUUAAUGGGAUUCCUCUGGAUCAAAGCGUGACGCAGCAGCAGGCCAUUGCUCUCCUACAGCAGCAGAGAGAUCGUGUGGAGCUGGUCGUGGCCAGAGACACAGCGCCCAAACCCAGGCUGUCUACAUCUGGACCCAUUCAGACGGACCAGUGGGGACAUGUAGAAGAGAUCGAGCUGGUAAACGAUGGAUCCGGAUUGGGCUUUGGGAUUGUCGGAGGCAAGACAACCGGAAUGGUGGUCCGGACUGUGGUGCCGGAUAGCGUAGCUCAUAGGGAUGGAAGGCUGAGAACAAACGAUCACAUUCUGCGGAUCGGUGACACGUCGACGGAGGGUUUGGCCAGUGACCAGGUGGUCCAGGUGCUUCAGGCCUGCGGUAGCCGUGUGAGGAUGUUGAUUGCGCGAGACCCUCUCGGGGCCGCCCAGCCUCCGGCACCACCUCCAUCUGCCCCCGCCACUGUUCCUGUCACAUCCCUGCCCCCUCCACCUUUACCCGCCACUGCCCCUGUCACCUCUGUGUCCCCUCCACCUCCCGUCCCAGCCCGCUGGAGCAGCAAAAUGCCAAAUCUGGAGGGCUACGAAAUUCACGAAGUGGCGUUAAAAAAGAAAGAAGGCCAGAGCCUUGGGAUUUCUAUUAUUGGUUAUAACGCCUUGAAUGCUGAUGAUGCUGUGGGUGUCUUCGUGAAGAACGUGAUUCCGGGCAGUGCCGCUGAGCAGAGCGGGAAAAUCCUUGUCCACGACAGGAUAAUAGCGUUGGAUGGAGUGAACCUCCAGGGCUUCAAUAACAAGGAAGUCCUAGAGGUAAUGAAGGGCACCGGAGAAACCGUACACCUCACCCUCAUUCGGAAAAUCACCUCACCCAGGAGGACGUCUGUGGAGAGAUCCCUGGAUAAAGUCCAGAGAGAGUCAUCUCGCGUAUCUCUGAAGAGAUCGUCUGAGAUCAAGGCGCGAUCGGACGUUCAGAGGAGCUCUGUGAUGGAGUCUGUGGAUCCUGCACUGAGUGGGAUCAAACAACAGCUGCAGGGGAAACUGCAAGAACCGGCCCUGCUGACGGAGACGGAGAUGGAGCUCCGCGCUAAAUGGGAGCAGGCCCUCGGCCCGCAUUACGAUGUUAUGGUGGUGGAGCUGGACCCUGUCAUAGAGGAUGAUGUUGAGCUGCAGAAGUAUUCAAAGCUUCUACCAAUACACACAAUGCGCUUGGGCGUUGAACUGGACUCUUUUGAUGGGCACCACUACAUCUCCACAGUGGCUCCUGAGGGUCCGGUAGCGAAACAUGGGCUGCUUCGACCAGAGGAUGAACUUCUGGAGGUGAAUGGUGUGCAGUUGUAUGGGAAGUCCAGACGUGAAGCUGUUGCAUUCCUUAGAGAGGUUCCUCCUCCGUUUACCUUGGUCUGCUGCAGACGCCUCGCCGAAGAAGGCAGUGAAUACCAGCCAGAAUCAGAGGAGUGGCGCUCCACCAGCCCCUCAUCCAGUGUCCAGGAACAGAUUGAGAAUAACCUCUCCAUGCUGGCUAAAGAUACAAGUCUACGGGACAGUUUAAGAGAGCAGUUUAAGGCCCGUCAGGCAUCGGCAAUGCAGCGAGACUUUGACAAUAAAGAAGAUUCUUUUGAGCCAAGUGGCCUGAGGAGAGAUGAGACCGAGGUAAAGGAUGAAGAAGAUGAUGAUGAAGAAGAUCUGGCUCUCUGGUCUCCAGAGGUGCAGCUGCUAGAACUGGAGAAGGGCGAAAGGGGUCUCGGCUUCAGCGUACUUGACUAUCAGGACCCUCUUGAUGUUGCUCGCUCUGUGAUCGUCAUUCGUUCUCUGGUGCCCGGAGGGGUGGCAGACAAUCAUGGCGGGCUCCUCCCAGGAGACCAGCUGGUGUUUGUCAAUGAUGUUCAUCUGGACACAUACUCUCUAUCCCAGGCCGUCGAGGUCCUCAAAUCUGCUCCACCUGGGAAGGUCAAACUUGGAAUCAGGAAACCACUGGUGCCAGAUGAGAGCAGCAGUGUGCAGCAGUCCUCCUGGCCUGUAGAGAGCGCUGAUGAACAGCCAAUGGCAAAGCAGGCCAUCAGCCACCCUCACCUAACUAUGCCAGAGGUCUUUAGGAACGACAUCUUAUCUGAUGACCUGGAUGAGGAGCCAGAGCUGAUCCUGGAUGCAGAGCCCCGCUAUGCCUCCCCCCUUACCACCAUCAACCUCAUGCCUGGCCUAGAAAGAGAGAUGGCUGUAGAUGAAGACGAGGAUGAGCUGGAGACGGUGGAGAUGAGGAACGGUCAUGGGAGCUCCGAGGUCCGACAGGAGAGUCUGCCCUCAUACCUCAGCGUGAAGACUCGCUCCUGGGAUGAACCCGCAACAUCCAAUCCCUAUGAGUUCAGCUCUCAGUCUGAUACACAGCAACAGCCACAGUUCACAGAAGUGGGCGACGAUCUUCUCGCAAGCAUCGAUCGCAUUCAGCUCCAUCAAAUGCCUCUCAGUCAGUCUGUGUCAUGGCUGGAGGCAGCGGACAGUGAAGCUGAAUCUGAGUCCAGAACAUCAGAGCUCACAUUGACCGACACAGACACAGAGUCUGCACAGAUGACUUCCUCUAAAAACAGUAAGAGAAGAAACCAGGGGGCCGGCGUUCCACCAAUCAGAGGAGGCCAUGGUGAUCUUCCAGAGAGGGAGGAAGGAGAAGGUGAAGAGACACCUGUUUUCAGUCACUGGGGUCCAUCACGCAGAGUGGAGGUGUGGUUGAAACCGCAGGAGUCUCUGGGCAUCAGCAUAGUGGGAGGACGCACUGUUAUAAAGAGACUGAAGAACGGAGAGGAACUGAAGGGCAUUUUCAUCAAACAGGUGCUGCCCGACAGCCCAGCUGGAGCCACAGGUGCCCUUAAAACAGGAGACAAGAUCUUAGAGGUGUCCGGGGUGGACUUACAGAAUGCCAGCCAUGAGGAGGCAGUACAGGCUAUCAAAAUGGCCUCCAGUCCUGUAGUCUUCGUUGUACAGAGUCUCUCCUCCACUCCACGGCCUGUUUCUGUGACAGCUCCCAGCAUUAGACAGCACAAAGCUAAGAGGAAAGCCGCCCAGCAGAAAGCAGGUCAGGCCAGCGCCCCCCCGCCCAUGCGCCUCCCUCCACCCUACAGACCUCCCAGCCAAGUGCAAGAUGAGGAACAGCUGGAGGACGAGGAGAAUGAGGAGCAGGCUAAAGAGGUGAUCAGGCAGAGGUACGCGGACCUGCCAGGUGAGCUGCUAAUCGUGGAACUGGAAAAAGAUCGCAAUGGCUUGGGGCUUAGCCUGGCCGGAAACAGGGACCGGUCCUGCAUGAGCAUUUUCGUGGUGGGGAUCACCCCCGGGGGUCCGGCUGGACGCGAGGGGUGCAUCAGAGUGGGCGACGAGCUAUUGGAGAUAAACAACCAGGUGCUGUACGGCAGAAGCCACCAGAACGCGUCGGCCAUAAUAAAAAGCGCACCGUCAAAGGUCAAACUCGUGCUGGUCAGGAAUGAAGAUGCCAUCAAUCAAAUGGCCGUCCCUCCCUUCCUCUCCCAGCCCUCCUCUCUGUACCCCGCUGAGGUCUUGAUGUUUCAGACGCAUCACAAUACAUCAUCACUUCCACCUUCAGUAGAGAAACCCCCUCCUCAUCUACCCGAGAGUCUUCCUGUAAGCAGAAGCCCGCCUGAACCCACACAAAUCAAAAUUCAGGAGCAACCCAGCAUGGUUUCAACCACAAGCACUGCACCCAGAGAUCAGACGCAGAUGAACCUCAAAGAAGGAGAGUCGGUCUUAAAUAAGCCCAAGUCUACAGAGAAAGUGUUGGAGUCCAUAAGUGAACCAUCACCAAGACCUCAUGUUGAACAGAUCACCAGUCUUCCAAAAAGCCAGAGAAGUACCACCAAUCCCCCAACAGGUUCUCUGGAGGUCACGACCUCAGGAUCAUCCGUGCCGGCCGAUCCCGCAGACUUUGAGUACUGCUGCAAAGACCCUGCUACAUGCCCCAUAGUGCCAGGACAAGAGACUGUUAUUGAGAUCUCCAAAGGCCGAUCUGGACUGGGUCUCAGUAUAGUCGGAGGAAAAGAUACUCAACUGGAUGCCAUAGUGAUUCAUGAAGUAUACGAGGAGGGGGCGGCAGCACGGGAUGGACGACUUUGGGCAGGAGAUCAAAUACUUGAGGUAAACGGUGUGGAUCUGCGCAGCGUCGCUCACGAAGAUGCAAUAGCUGCUCUGAGGCAGACGCCAUCGAAAGUGCGGCUGACGGUCCUGCGGGACGAGGCGCAAUACAGGGACGAGGAGAACCUUGACGUGUUUCGCGUGGAGUUGCAGAAGAAAACCGGACGCGGGCUGGGCCUUAGCAUUGUCGGUAAAAGAAACGGUAAAGGUGUCUUCAUCUCAGAUGUGGUGAAGGGCGGAGCAGCCGAUCUGGAUGGCAGACUGAUGCAGGGUGAUCAGAUCAUAGCUGUGGAUGGCGAGGACAUGAGACAGGCGUCGCAAGAGGCCGUAGCAGCAAUCCUCAAGUGCGCCAGAGGAAAAGUUCAGCUGGAACUGGGCCGACUGAAGGCUGCUUCCUGGAUCUCCUCCAGACGCACCUCUCAGGGAAGUCAGAUGAGUCACGUCAGCAUCAACUGCAACACCCCGGUGCCCUCUGCUGUGGUGCCGCCUCCUACUGUGGCCCCACCUCCUAUAAUGGCCCCGCCUCCUUUUCAAACCCUCAAUAAUAAUAGCCGAGCCAUCACUGAACCCAGCAGUGAAAGCACAGGGACAGAGCCUGGCCUUCGUACAGUGGAGAUCACACGGGGUCCCACAGAUGCUCUCGGUGUCAGUAUAGCGGGCGGCAAGGGCAGUCCGCUGGGCGACAUUCCCAUCUUCAUCGCUAUGAUCCAAGCCAAUGGCGUGGCUGCUAGGACACAUCGCCUUAAAGUUGGUGACAGGAUUGUGAGCAUUAAUUCUCAGUCUCUGGAUGGCCUGACUCACGGGGAUGUCGUAAAUAUGCUGAAGAAUGCUUAUGGCAGUAUUGUCCUCCAGGUUAUCGCCGACACCAACAUCAGUGCUAUAGCCAGUCAGGUGGAGAAUCUGUCCACUAGCUCCGCCCCCAGCACAAACCCUGAGGUCCGGCCAUUGGAACCAGAGGCGCCCAAGCCGAACACCAUUACGCUGGAGAAAGGCUCAGAGGGGCUGGGGUUCAGUAUCGUGGGUGGUUUCGGGAGUCCACAUGGCGAUCUCCCCAUCUAUGUAAAAACUGUGUUUAGCAAGGGGGCGGCAGCGGUCGACGGUCGUCUGAAGCGAGGAGAUCAGCUGCUAACCGUUAAUGGAGAGAGUCUAGAAGGAGUCACGCAUGAGCAAGCUGUGGCCAUCCUAAAAAAACAGCAAGGGAGCGUCACGCUUUCUGUGCUGUCCUAACACACAUAAACUGACACACACAGUCCAUCCACGUUACAUUGGAUGCAUUUGGGUCACUUAACUUCCUCAUACGGUCUGAGAAAGCCGACUCAUAAGCUCCGCCCCUUUACCGUUUGAGCACCUGGGAUUUUACGUCAAUCAACUUGAUAAUAAAGGGAAAUCACAUUGCGUCUUCACAACGUUGCGUCUUCUUCGUGUUAUUCUUCGGACUUGUAGCCUCUCUACAGUGGUCAUUGUGCACUUUGUGUGGAAAUAUUAAAGAUGAACAUGGUUAUGAAAUGAAUGAUUGGAAGAUGAGACCUGGAGGUGAAGUUGAGGUAGCAGACACACACACAAAGUAAAACGCGCGAACAUACUCAAUCAUUUCAGUUCAAUAGGACAGUGCGUAGUGUGGUCCUUGUCAUUUCAUAAUAAAAUUUAGAUUUUUUAUUUGCCCAAUAAAUGUAUGUGUGUAAUUUAAAACAAGGACAAGCAUUAAUAAGGGAAAGUAUGUGGUUGAAAGUGUUUAAAAAUGUGCCUUUGGAACAGGCAGAACAGAUCGUAUUUCUGGUAUUAUAUAUAUUUAGCUUUCUGCUUAUUUCAAGGACGAAUUCACCCAAAACAAGAGUGUGAUUCUCACGAAAUUCAGAUUAAGAAGGUGUCCAGCAGCAUCACUUUUUAAAAAGCCCUUGAAGCCAAUUUUUUUUAGAUUAAGGUCUGAACCCACUAUAACUAUUAUUUUCAGACGAUUUAAAAAAUAUUUCCUAUAGAAUUAUUUACAUUUUUAGAUUAUCAUUAUCAAAAAUUAUCAUUAUAACAUUAAAUAUAUGCAUUUACAAUUUCAUGUUUUGGUAAUGAGAACUAAAGGUAUUAUGACAAACAAAAUUUCAACUUUUAUCUGGAGAGAAAAAAUAAGAACUGCUUACCUGGCAGCCAUCUUGAGUGUCACAGUCAAUUAUGUCCCUUCCAUUAAUUUUAUUUUUUUUUUUUUCGAAAAUGUUAGUUGCUUAAGGGCUUAAACAAUGAUUGAAAAUUGUUGCGGAGGAUGAGAAAUAUGGUCUUGGACACAUUUAUAUUCCUUAUUAUUGUUCUUUACAUUUACCAAUGACCAACAAAUACCACAUUUUUCUUUACUCUAAAUGUAGUAAAACAUGCACUGAAGCUUUUUAUUUUCUAGAUUUUUUAAAUCAUAAAUAUUUCCACAUCAAAGAACCCAAAUCCAGUCAUGGACACGUUGCGGUAAUGAAAAUGUUCCUCUUAAAUGUGGAAAAAAACAAAAUUGGUUUGUAUGUUGUCAUUUGAAAUCAUGUGCAUGAAGAGAUGUUUGUUACUGUAUGCUUCUAACUUUGCAUUUACUUUUUUAUCAAAAUGUUUCAUGACACCUCAUAAGUCUAAUUUCGCGAGAAUCACCCAAGAAUUUUGAUAAUUAUCCACAUUCAUGUUGUUACAAACUCAUUUGACUUUCUUCUAUUGAGUGUAAAGUAAGACUUAAAAUGAUGAGAGUGAAUGCGACAGGGCCAGAAAAAAAUAAGAAAGUCAUGUAGGUUUGCAUCAAAUUGUAUUUUUUAGGUAAGCGAUUCCGCUUAAAUGUUUUUUAAAUGAUUAUUAAAAUCAAACAUCUGCUGAUAUGUGUUGCACAAAAAUCUUCAUCCAUAACAGUGUCAUAAUUAAAUUUGUAAUUUCUCAUUAAGUUUGCAUUUCAAUGUAAAUAUGUAAUUUAUUUCUUUUUUAAAACAUUGAUUUCAAUUAUCUGUGGCAUCUCACACAUCCCUUUCCUUCUUGUGUGUGUCGUAUGGAUGGAGAUAUGUCAUUCUCUCUUAUAGAGGAAGUGUACCAGGCUCUUAUAGGCUCAGAUUGUAAACAGCAUGUGGCAGCCUCACCCAGAUCGUCCGCCAGGAUUUUGUAAGCCCAUAGCAGACAUACGUCACUCAUACAAUGCCAUUCUCGUGCCAUGUGGACACUGCGUUGGGAUCUGUCCACCACUGCAUCCCUUUAAUAGCCUGCCUCCUAAAUGUCUUUCCAUGCCUUCCUUUUGUGAACCAUAAAACUUGGCUUAAAUGGCUUAAACAAUCCUUAAUUUGAAUCGAAUUCAUGAAGGUCGAGUUUGCAGUAGAAAAAGCUUCACAUCAGUACAAUAUCACUGUAAAGUCCAAAGAAUACCAUUUAGUAAAUAUGUUAGUUACAGAAAGUUAAGCUUGAUUUAGAAAGAUUUACGAGAUGAACGUGAUCAGUAUGCUCUGUCGGUUUAUUUUGGAAAAGUAGAAUUUAAAUAAUAAAGUUAUUUUCAUUUUAA
Molecule: messenger RNA, 8487 nt
Organism: Paramisgurnus dabryanus
Lineage: Eukaryota; Metazoa; Chordata; Actinopteri; Cypriniformes; Cobitidae
Gene: patj
Product: PATJ crumbs cell polarity complex component
Molecular function (GO): protein binding
Source: RefSeq, a predicted model, not a curated record